ACAUGAACAUACACACAUUUCGUUUUAUGAGAACAUAAGCAGAUAAACAAACGAGAAAACAUUUUCAAGCAUUCAUGUGUAUUAAAAUAACAUUUUUGACAGUUCAGAGAGAAAGAGAAACGUGAAAUAAUGUAGUAAGCCAAUGUAGUAAGAAUGCAAAUGCGACGUGAUGACGUCACUGUUAUGCAAAUGACGCAAUGACGUAAUCUAGCGACAUUUAGCGACUUUCCAAGCAAGCUUUAGCUACUUUCCAUUGAAAAUAGUUGGCAACACUGCUCAGAACCCGGAAAACUUACCUGUGCAGUACGUCUCUCAAUGUUGUAAACCUUACCUUUUUUAAACAUCAACAUUAUAAAAUAAUUUUGAAUAUAAUUAUAAUGGUGUAAAGUAAAGGACCUGAGCCACAGUUAUCACAAGACACUGAAGUAAAAUGGCAGAAACCAGUUUUUUAGUGUCUGAGGACCAAUUCAGCUGUUCAAUCUGUCUGGAUUUACUGACGGAUCCAGUGACCAUUCCCUGUGGACACAGUUACUGUAUGAGCUGUAUUACAAACUGCUGGAAUCAAGAUGAUCAGAAGAGAAACUACAGCUGCCCUCAAUGCAGACAGACCUUCAAUACAAGACCUGAUUUAAAUAAAAAUGUGGUGCUUGCUGAGAUGGUGGAGAAACCGAAGACCACAGAGAUGUGUGGUGGACCUGGAGAUGUGGAGUGUGAUGUUUGCAUUGGGAGAAAACGCAAAGCUGUCAAGUCCUGUUUGGUGUGUCUUGAAUCUUAUUGUCAUACUCAUUUUGAGUGUCAUGAGGUUUCUCGCUCCAGUAAGCGCCAUAAAGUAACCGAUGUGACAGGAAGACUUCAGGAGAUGAUCUGCUCUCAACAUGACAGACUGAUGGAGGUUUACUGUCGCACUGAUCAGAGAUGUAUUUGUUUAAUGUGUGUGAUGGAAGAACAUAAAAAUCACGACACUGUAUCAGCUGCAGCAGAGAGAACUGAGAAACAGAGAUUACUGGAGGACAAGCAGAGAAAACUCCAUCAGAGAAUCCAGGAGAAAGAGAAGAAGCUUCAGGAUCUAAGAGAGUCUGUGAAGAUUCACACGAUCUCUGCACAGACAGCAGUGGACGACACCGAGAGGAUCUUUACUCAACUGAUCCGAUCCAUUGAGAGAAGACGAUCUGAGGUGAUACAACUGAUCAGAGAUCAGGAAAAGACUGCAGUGAGUCGAGCUGAAGAUCUCUUGAAGAAACUGAAGCAGGAGAUUGAUGAUCUGAGGAGGAGAAAUGAUGAGAUGGAGAAACUUUCACAAACAAAAGAUCACAUCAGUUUCCUUCAGAGUUUUCUGUCUUUGUCUGUACCACCUGAGUCUACAGAUGGCGUGACUACGAGUUUGCUUCUCUCUUUUGAUGACGUGGGAAAAUCUGUCUCUGAGCUAAGAGGAAAAUUUGAGGAUUUCUUCAAAGAGGAGCUAGGGAAAUGCAUCAGAAUCAUUCCCUGUUCUGAACCAAACACCAGAAAUGAGAUCUUACAGUAUUUCCAUCCUUUCACUCUGGAUUCAGACUCAGUGCAUAAACGUCUUCAUCUUUCUGAGGAGAACAGAGUUGUUACCUGCCCUGACACAAUGCAGCAAUAUCCUGAUCAUCCCGACAGAUUCGACUGUUGGCCUCAAGUGUUGUGUAAAGAGAGUUUGUGUGGACGCUGUUACUGGGAGAUUGAAUGGAGUGGAAAUGCAGGAGUGGGUAUAGCGAUGUCAUAUAAGAGCAUCAGCAGGAAGGGAAAAGGUCUCGAGUGUAAAUUUGGAUAUAAUGAUCAGUCCUGGAGAUUGUUCUGUAAUCCAUCUGUAUAUAUAUUCAGUCAUAGUAACAAAAACACAAAUCUACCAGUAGUCUCCAGUUCUUGUAGAAUAGGAGUUUAUGUGGAUCACAGUUCAGGAUCUCUGUCCUUCUACAGCGUCUCUGACACAAUGACCCUCAUCCACAGAGUCAACACCACAUUCACUGAACCUCUCUAUGCUGGGUUUGGGAUAAAUAAAGGUUCAUCAGUAAAACUCUGUGAUCUAACAACAUAGAUAAGGCAGAGAAAUGCACAAGAAGGUUCAUUGUAGUGGAUAAAAGCAUCUACAGAAAUACAUUCAUUAAUACAUUACAUUACAUUAAAUAUUUGCAGUUUAAUUUUAGAAGUCAUAUUUGUUUUCAGUGGACUCAAAUGAAUUGUUCACUGUAAUAACACCAUAUAAAUAUUAUUUAACUUGAAUGGAUCUGGCAAUUGGUUUUUUAAAUUAAAUGUUUUUCUUCCAGGGGAGUAUUACAGUAAUAUAAUGUUAAAUAGGAGAUCUGAUGUAGAACUGUAAACUAACAAUACAUUGCUGGCAACCCAGCUGCCAGUAGUUUACUGUUAUUCUACAGCAUUUUUUAUGCAUUUGUUUUGUAAGAUAUAUUAAAUAGUUUGGUAAUACUUUACAAUAAGGUUGUAAUGUUAAAGGAAAACACCACCGUUUUUCAAUAUUUUACUAUGUUCUUACCUCAACCUACAAGUUACGUUAAUACAUCACUAUCUUUUUUCAAUGUGUGCACUUGACAUUUGUACAGUGUGUCAUGAAUGUGUUAGCAUUUAGCCUAGCCCCAUUCAUUCCUUGGGAUCCAAACCUUGUUUUCCCUAUUUAAAGACUGUUACAUGAGUAUAUGGUGUCACAAAAUAAAACCUGGCGAUUUUUUAAGGGGAUAAAAAAAUUUAAACUAUAUUCAUUGUAUGGCUAAACACUGAAAAGAACAACUCGUAAAAUUUACUUUAAAAAAAAUCCUCGUAACAAUUUGCACUAACCUUUAUUUAAGUAAAAUUUUAAUAAUUUAAAGUAUUUUUAUAAAGUAAUAAAAAUAACUUACUGAAAUUAAAUAAAAUCUACUUAAUAAUGCAUAAAAACAUUUGUUAAAUAAUUAAGUAUGUCACUUAAUUAUUUUUAUUUUAACAGUUAGAUUUAUUUUAAUCGUUUAGUUAAGUAUACUUUUUUUGAAUAUUGAAGCAUUGUUGUAUGGUAGAUUGUAUUUAAUGUUUGUUAUUUUCUUUAACAUUAGUUAAUGCAUUAGCUAACAUGAACUACUGACAUUAACUAACAUUUACAAAAAUCUACACAUGCUGAAAAACUCCAUUGUUUAUUCAUGUUAGCUAAUUGAAUUACUAAUGUUAACUAAUACAACCAUAUUGUAAAGUGUUACCAAUAGUUAAAUGUAUUAAAAUGCAAUGUGUUGGACGUGCACUGUGAAAUAUGUAAAUACAAAAUAAAUGUCUUAUUUUGAACAA
Messenger RNA from Misgurnus anguillicaudatus (oriental weatherfish), 3288 nucleotides. RefSeq names its product E3 ubiquitin/ISG15 ligase TRIM25. The record is from RefSeq and is a predicted model, not a curated record. Lineage: Eukaryota; Metazoa; Chordata; Actinopteri; Cypriniformes; Cobitidae. Gene Ontology annotation, molecular function: protein binding; zinc ion binding.